Messenger RNA from Aethina tumida (small hive beetle), 1935 nucleotides. Its product is annotated as juvenile hormone epoxide hydrolase 2. Gene Ontology annotation, molecular function: epoxide hydrolase activity. Lineage: Eukaryota; Metazoa; Arthropoda; Insecta; Coleoptera; Nitidulidae. The transcript has 5 exons. Gene Ontology annotation, biological process: epoxide metabolic process. The record is from RefSeq and is a predicted model, not a curated record. Bases 377 to 1804 code for a protein of 475 amino acids.
UAUAAUUAUGUAAUUGAAAAUAAAGAGAGAAGAUUGUUUAUGUCAUUUUAAAACUUGAUUUAAGUAUAUAGAUAUGUAUUUUAUCUAUAUUUAUUUGAGUUAAAAAACAUUGGUCUAAAAAUUGGAGGAUAUAAAAGCAGUUUGUAACCUUCUUAACUCGUAUCGCACUGAUAUAUGUAUUGUGACAAUACAAAAAACAUUGCAUGAGUUUAAUAUAAUAACUGAGCCUGUAAACGUUAGUAUGAAGCGGUGCAGAUAACCUUCACAAGUAAUAUAAUACUUCAAAGCAAAUAUUGAUAAGUUGUAAAACGCAUGUCAUCGUUAGAUUUUUUCUUUUUCGUGUAUAUGAGUUCCUUUCAAUCCAGAUUCAGUUUAGAUGAUGAUGAUUAUGGCGGACAAUACUAAAAUUGUAUACGCCGCAGGUUCUGCCUUUGUAGUGGGAAUUCUAUCCUAUUAUGGGAUUUUGUGCGCAACUAUUUUAGCUGUGAUCGUAGGCGUGAGUGUUUAUAAAGUUAGAAGUUUGUUGGAGAUUCCCGAAGUACCGAAACUGGAAGAAAAGUGGUGGGGACCCAGGGAUCCGAAGCAAGAGGAUACAUCGAUAGAAGAAUUCAAAAUUCAAGUUUCAGAUGAUACUCUAAACGAUUUGAAAGAUCGAUUGGAAAGAACCAGACAAUUUACUCCAUCAUUAGAAAAAACCACGCAGGAAUAUGGUAUUAAUGCGAACCUCGUUAAGGACAUUGUCCAGUUUUGGAAAAACGGAUACAAUUGGAAAGAACGUGAGAUUUUCCUCAACCAGUAUUCCCAUUACAAAGUCAGCAUACAAGGAUUAAAAAUCCAUUAUGUUCAUGUUAAACCUACGAACACCGAAGGAAAGAAAGUCCUCCCUUUGAUGCUUGUUCAUGGAUGGCCUGGUUCAAUUAGAGAAUUUUACGGAAUAAUUCCCUUACUGACCACUCCACAAGACAACAGAGAUUUUGUAUUUGAAUUAAUUAUUCCUUCACUGCCUGGAUUUGGGUUUUCCGAGGCAACAUCAAAACCUGGUUUAGGUCCAACACAAAUGGCAGUAGUCUUGAAAAAUCUGAUGAAACGAGUGGGAUUCAAUAGAUUUUACAUACAAGGCGGUGACUGGGGAUCUGUGAUUGUCCAAAGUAUGGCCAUACUCUUUCCAGAAAAUGUUAUCGGCGUACAUUCUAAUAUGCCUUUCUCCACUACACUCAGAGCAAAAUUUUUGAUAAUGUUGGGUAUGAUUUUUCCAAAGCUUGUUGUUGAGGAUAAGUAUAGAAGCAGAAUGUAUCCAUUAAAAUAUAAUUAUGAAGAGACUGGUUAUCAGCACAUUCAAGGAACUAAGCCUGACACAGUAGGUUUUGGACUAACCGAUAGUCCCGCGGGAUUAGCAGCUUAUAUUUUGGAGAAAUUUUCAACUUGGACUCAUCCUGAUAUGAACAAACGUGAGGAGGCGGGAUUAAAAGAUAAAUUUACCUAUACCGAUCUCCUGGAUAACAUAAUGAUUUAUUGGAUUAACGGAAACAUAACAUCUUCCAUGAGAAUUUACAAAGAAUACUUUAGUGCAGUCAUUCCAGGAUUCAAUAAAUUACCGAUUACUGUUCCAAGUGGAGUAGCUAGAUAUUCUCAAGAAAUAAUGCAUCAUCCAGAUUUUGUUCUCAAGGAUAAAUGGCCAAAUAUAGUUCACUCUUCGGACUUGGACGGGGGGCACUUUGCAGCUUUUGAGAAUCCCGAACUUUUGUCUAAAGAGAUAUGCGAAUUCGUAGCCAAAGCAGAAGUUUGCAAAAAGAAACUUGAUUGAAUUAUUCACUUAUAAAUAAUACAGAACAAAAUAAAUUAUAGUUUACUGAGUUUAUAUAAGUAUUGAACUUCCUAUUUUAUUGAAUGAUCAAGUUAACAGUAAUAUAUGUCAAACAGAUUGUAUCAAUCUAA